CUUUGCUGAGACUGAGGGGAAACCACCCGACUAUGGACAAGAAACAGAGAGGACUCUUGGGAAUCCCAAAGGAUCAUCGGGAGGAGAAGAUGGACCAGGCUUAGUGCCACACACUGGACUUGUGGUGAUAAGACAUUGAAUGUUUAGAACACAGUUGGAAGUACUAAAGAGUCCUCAUAAUUUCUACUGAGGAGUGUCACCUACCGUGAUUUGGAGUUUACCACCCACUGGGAUACCCUCCUUGAGGAAUCAGACAUAAUUCCAGACAAAGAAAAGUCUUGAGUUGUGAUCUUGGAAAUCGUCUCACUUGAGGCUCUUGGCUCUAAUCACAGAGACUGUGCUCAGCAGAACUGAUAAGCUAAAGGAAAAAAAUCAAUACCUGGAAAAUCAGAGCUCACCAUUCCGUAACCAUGAGUGAGGAAAUGGAGAUAGCAGACAAGAAGGACUGGAGGGAGCUUGAACCCAACUAUUCUCUCAAAAUCUUCCUGACAUUCUUUUACAGCCUCAUUCUGGUGACAGGUAUCAUGGGUAAUUCAAUCACUAUCAGAGUGACACAAGUGCUGAAGCGUAAUGGCUACCUGCAGAAGAACGUCACCGACCAUAUGGUCAGCCUGGCAUGCUCAGACUUGUUGGUGCUCCUCAUCGGCAUGCCAGUGGAGCUCUACAGUGCCAUCUGGUUCCCAUUUUCAUCUGCAGAAGGGAACGCUGCCUGUAAGAUAUACAACUUCCUGUUUGAGGCUUGCAGCUACGCCACCAUCCUCAAUGUAGCCACUCUUAGCUUUGAGCGCUACGUGGCUAUCUGCCACCCGUUCCGCUUCAAAGCCUUGGGUGGGAAACGUACCUCUGCCCUCAUCACCUUUGCUUGGCUGGUGUCCGUGCUCGUGGCUCUGCCAUUGCUAGUUGCUACGGGAACGCAGGGACACAUUCCCUAUCUGGCAGAUACACCUGUUCAGAAUCUGACUUUCUGUACAAAUCUGAGGGAGCGCUGGGUGAUGUACAGGGUUAGCAUCUUUGUGGCUUUCAUCGUCUAUAUAAUCGUGUUGAUCUGUGUGGCCUUCAUGUGCCGGGCCAUGGUCCUCGUCCUUCGGAAACCUUUAGGAUCUGUGGAUAGUGGCAUCAGCGGAACUCAAAGAGCGCACAAGCACGAAGGUUCAAAGGUUAAGACAGCCAGGAAGCAGACCAUCAUUUUUCUUGAAAAGAAAGUGUUCUAAAGAAAGACAGCAUGCUGAGAGAAGGCUCUGCUCCCUGCAGCUUUGUGAUACCUGUCAUCUACAUCCCAGCUGCUACCUGCAGCUGAUGACCAGCCAAAACAUUUUUUAAAUUAAGGUGUGUUACAAGCAGGUGUUUUGGUUUUUAUAUAUUUGCAAAAGGAUCUGGGACACAUUAAUGAGGUAGCAUAUAAUAGUCAAAUUUCCUUGUUUUGGCACAAAAGUACCAAAUCGUUCUCAUCCCCAAGUCAACAAGACUUUCAUCCAGGAGACCACAGUCUGUGUCCCAUAUAAAACAAAAGUCAGUGUUGUUUUAACAUAUUGUUAUGUAACUUAAUGUACCUAAAUCCUGUGUGAAACCAAAAGCUCA
Messenger RNA from Epinephelus moara (kelp grouper), 1578 nucleotides. RefSeq names its product G protein-coupled receptor 39 (gene gpr39). Gene Ontology annotation, cellular component: membrane. The transcript has 2 exons. NCBI's taxonomy places the organism in Eukaryota, Metazoa, Chordata, Actinopteri, Perciformes, Serranidae. Gene Ontology annotation, molecular function: G protein-coupled receptor activity. The record is from RefSeq and is a predicted model, not a curated record. The coding region runs from base 411 to 1211 and encodes 266 amino acids. Gene Ontology annotation, biological process: G protein-coupled receptor signaling pathway.